Molecule: messenger RNA, 1555 nt
Organism: Brienomyrus brachyistius
Lineage: Eukaryota; Metazoa; Chordata; Actinopteri; Osteoglossiformes; Mormyridae
Exons: 4
Coding region: 201-1478 (425 amino acids)
Source: RefSeq, a predicted model, not a curated record
AGAACGACAGAAAGUGCUCUGUACACACGGGCGCAGUGAGAGGCAGGAAGCGCUCUGUACACACGGGCUCAGUGAGAGGCAGGAAGUGCUCUGUACACACGGGCUCAGUGAGAGGCAGGAAGUGCUCUGUACACACGGCCUCAGUGAGAGGCAGGAAGUGCUCUGUGCACACGGCCUCAGUGAGAGGCAGGAAGUGCUCUAUGCACACGGGCUCAGUGAGAGGCAGGAAGUGCUCUGUACACACGGGCGCAGUGAGAGGCAGGAAGUGCUCUGUACACACGGGCGCAGUGAGAGGCAGGAAGCGCUCUGUACACACGGGCGCAGUGAGAGGCAGGAAGUGCUCUGUACACACGGGCUCAGUGAGAGGCAGGAAGUGCUCUGUACACACGGGCUCAGUGAGAGGCAGGAAGUGCUCUGUACACACGGGCUCAGUGAGAGGCAGGAAGUGCUCUGUACACACGGGCUCAGUGAGAGGCAGGAAGCUCACUGUACACACGGGCUCAGUGAGAGGCAGGAAGCUCACUGUACACACGGGCUCAGUGAGAGGCAGGAAGCUCACUGUACACACGGGCUCAGUGAGAGGCAGGAAGUGCUCUGUACACACGGGCUCAGUGAGAGGCAGGAAGUGCUCUGUACACACGGGCUCAGUGAGAGGCAGGAAGUGCCCUAUGCACACGGGCUCAGUGAGAGGCAGGAAGUGCUCUAUGCACACGGGCGCAGUGAGAGGCAGGAAGUGCUCUGUGCACACAGCCUCAGUGAGAGGCAGGAAGUGCUCUGUACACACGGGCUCAGUGAGAGGCAGGAAGCUCACUGUACACACGGGCUCAGUGAGAGGCAGGAAGUGCUCUGUACACACGGGCUCAGUGAGAGGCAGGAAGUGCUCUGUACACACGGGCUCAGUGAGAGGCAGGAAGUGCUCUGUACACACGGGCUCAGUGAGAGGCAGGAAGUGCUCUGUACACACAGCUUCAGUGAGAGGCAGGAAGUGCUCUGUACACACGGGCUCAGUGAGAGGCAGGAAGUGCUCUGUACACACGGCCUCAGUGAGAGGCAGGAAGUGCUCUGUGCACACGGCCUCAGUGAGAGGCAGGAAGUGUUCUGUGCACACGGCCUCAGUGAGAGGCAGGAAGUGCUCUGUGCACACGGUCUCAGUGAAAGGCAGGAAGUGCUCUGUGCACACGGCCUCAGUGAGAGGCAGGAAGUGCUCUGUGCACACAGCCUCAGUGAGAGGCAGGAAGUGCUCUGUGCACACGGCCUCAGUGAGAGGCAGGAAGUGCUCUGUACACACAGCCUCAGUGAGAGGCAGGAAGCGCUCUGUAUACACGGGCUCAGUGAGAGGCAGGAAGCGCUCUGUACACACAGCCUCAGUGAGAGGCAGGAAGCGCUCUGUACACAGGGGCUCAGUGAGAGGCAGGAAGCUCACUGAACACUUUGUGCCUCUCCAUUGCACCCCUCACACUGCGACUCACACUCCAUGACCCUCUCCUUUUCCACCAUCCCUGGAAUCGGGCAGCAGCCCCUGGCCCCCCCAGCCCAUUCUCUGCUGGACGAGCAC